Aspergillus welwitschiae is the source of this 591-nucleotide messenger RNA. Its product is annotated as FKBP-type peptidyl-prolyl cis-trans isomerase. Bases 112 to 456 code for a protein of 114 amino acids. Gene Ontology annotation, molecular function: peptidyl-prolyl cis-trans isomerase activity. The record is from RefSeq and is a predicted model, not a curated record. The transcript has 5 exons. Lineage: Eukaryota; Fungi; Ascomycota; Eurotiomycetes; Eurotiales; Aspergillaceae.
AUUCUUCUUCGUUUUCUCUCUACCUUCUUUCUAUUCGGUUUUCUUCUUCUUUUAUUUUCCCUCUCCCAUCAAUCAAAUUCAUUUCUGAAAAAAAAAAUAACAACUAUCACAAUGGGUGUCACCAAGACCGUUAUCUCCCCUGGCAACGGCCAGCAGUUCCCCCAGAAGGGCGAUCAGAUCUCCAUGCACUACACUGGUUGUCUGUAUGAUGAGAACGCUCCUAACAAGAUGGGCAAGCAGUUCGACAGCUCCCGUGGUCGCGGUCCCUUCAAGACUGCCAUCGGUAUUGGCCGUCUCAUUAAGGGCUGGGACGAGGCUGUCCCCCAGAUGAGCGUUGGCGAGAAGGCCAUCCUGACCAUUACUCCUGACUACGGCUACGGCGCUCAGGGUUUCCCCGGCUUGAUCCCUCCCCAGUCGACGCUGGUUUUCGAGGUUGAGCUGCUCGGCAUCAACUAAACCAGCUAUACUACUAUGGUAUAGUAUACUGGCUUAGUGGCGGGAAAUUUGAAUGAAUAAAAACGGCGGCUCUUUGUCGAUUUGAUAUACUAACUAGAUCAAUACAAUCGAUCAGUCGAAGUAAUCAAUCAGUAG